AACAUUGAACACAAAACGAUUUUUUGCGUGUAAUAUGGAGUUAUAAAUUGUUAUUUCCUAUUUCGAGGCAUUUGAAAGAUAUUGUAUAAAUACAAUUAUUAUUUUACGGCUACCUCACCUAUGUUUUUGUACGGAACCGUUGUUCCGAGUGUCGCGUAUUUCCCACGGAACGUGAUUCUAGUCGGAAUGUAAAUACAUUGCUAAGCUAACGGUACUCUAUUUCCUUUCUCGGCUAGCUAGAAAGUGUAUAAAAGCUUCUAUGAGUUGGACUCGGUGUAUGUAAAAGCUUUCCGGUAUGGACUGGGCUCGGAGCCGCCUGACAGGGCUCGGUGGGGGGGUCUUGUGCUUCCUGUCCCUGCUCUGUGUCAUUUUGGACUUUCAAAUUGACGGCGUGUUGGGGGCAACUCGAGGCGAGAUUGAGCACCACUUGGAGAUGGGACGCAAACUAUUAGCGGCUGGUCAGCUGGCUGAAGCCUUGACCCACUACCACUCUGCUUUGGAGGUGGAUCCCAAGAACUACCUGACCUACUACAAACGCGCCGCAGUCUUCCUGGCUAUGGGCAAGUCCCGAUCGGCUCUCCCAGAUCUGACCGCAGCCACACAGCUCAAGCCUGACUUCUUUGCGGCCCGGCUGCAGAGGGGGAACAUUCUCCUGAAACAAGGCAACGUGCAGGAGGCUCGGAAUGACUUUGAAACCAUCAUCCGGCAGUCUCCAGAGUACGGUGAAGUAAGGGAACAGCUGGCGAGAACCCGAGACUUGGAGGAGCUGCAGGAAGACGCCAGGGCAGCGUACCACCAGGGCGACUAUUCCGGCGCCAUCUCGCUGCUAGAGCGUGUUGUCGAGAUCUCGCCGUGGGAUCCCGAGAUGCGGGAGCUCCGCGCAGACUGCUACCUGCGCACGGGGGACCCGCAGAAGGCCAUCCAGGACCUGACGCCCGCCACCCGGCUGCGUAGCGACAACCGUGCCGCUUUCCUCAAGCUCAGUCGCCUUCAGUACAGCUUGGGGGAGCAUCGCGAGUCUCUCAGCCAAGUGCGAGAGUGUCUGAAGCUGGACCAGGAUGACAAAGAGUGCCUGAGCCACUACAAGCAGGUGAAGAAACUUAGCAAGCGGUUGGACUCUGCUGAGGAGCUGGUCCAAGAAGAAAGGUACCGCGACGCCAUUAAGGAGUACGAGGGCGUGACGGAGGCGGAGCCCUACGUGUUCUACUACGGCAACCUGGCCAAGGAGAGAAUCUGUUUCUGUCUUGUCAAGGUCAAAGCGGCCGCGGAGGCUAUCGACGCGUGCUCCGAGGCACACCAGCGGGACCCACGCAAUCCCAGAAUCCUGCGCGACCGUGCCGAAGCCUACAUUCUCAACCAGGACUACGAGAAAGCCGUGGAGGACUAUCAGGAGGCGCGUGAAUUCGACGGCGACAGCGACGAUAUCCGAGAAGGGCUUGAGCGAGCCUUUAAGCUGCUCAAGAUCUCCCGCAAGAGAGAUUACUACAAGAUCCUGGGAGUGAGCCGGGCGGCUAACAAGCAGGAGAUCAUCAAGGCGUACAGGAAGCUGGCGCAACAGUGGCACCCUGACAACUUCCAGUCCGAGGCUGAGAAAAAGGAGGCCGAGAAGAAGUUCAUCGACAUCGCCUCGGCUAAGGAGGUCCUCACUGACCCGGAAAUGAGAGAAAAGUUUGACGCGGGCGAGGAUCCCUUGGACCCGGAGAACCAGCAGCAGGGCGGCGGACACGACGGACACGGUUGGCCUUUCCCCUUUAACCCAUUUGAGUCGGGAGGAAGCUUCCACUUCAAGUUCCAGUAAAGGACUUCUCACAAAAAUGGCUGACAAACUUGAAAACUAGAAAGCCUUCUUUAUUUAAGUUUUAUUUUGUUACAAUGUGCGAUUUAAAAAAAAAAAAAAAAAAAAAAGAA
This is a messenger RNA of Corythoichthys intestinalis (scribbled pipefish), 1908 nucleotides long. It is a transcript of the gene dnajc3b, whose product is annotated as DnaJ (Hsp40) homolog, subfamily C, member 3b. Bases 296 to 1798 code for a protein of 500 amino acids. The record is from RefSeq and is a predicted model, not a curated record. Gene Ontology annotation, cellular component: endoplasmic reticulum. Lineage: Eukaryota; Metazoa; Chordata; Actinopteri; Syngnathiformes; Syngnathidae. Gene Ontology annotation, molecular function: protein-folding chaperone binding; misfolded protein binding. The transcript is spliced from 12 exons. Gene Ontology annotation, biological process: protein folding in endoplasmic reticulum.